This is a messenger RNA of Linum trigynum, 5934 nucleotides long. The record is from the annotation of a GenBank genome assembly. NCBI's taxonomy places the organism in Eukaryota, Viridiplantae, Streptophyta, Magnoliopsida, Malpighiales, Linaceae.
GUAUAUUUGUUUGUAAAAUCUUGGGCUUGGUUAGACUAACGACAACCAAAUCUUUGGUGCUUAACUACUAAAUGACAGGCAAUUACGUUGAACAACAACCAAUUGCUAUCAAAUCAUGUCGUGGGGGGUUUGGUCAUCAUCUUCUUUUUUUCCCGUCAUCCAUUUCUUGAGUCACUAAUACUAAUAGAUCAGGUAAAAUAAUACACUGAUUUUUCCUAAAUGUACGAUUUCGUUAAUAAGCCUAGCUAGUAAGGUUACACUUCCACUCGGUAUCUUUGAUUCACUUCUCGUUUAAUACAUGUACAUAUCCUUAUUACAUAAAAAGAGGAAACCUCUAACACUUUAUGAAUAAAAAUAAUUGAUGAUAUUUUGUACUCCCCGAACUUUUGAUAUUUCGAGUUUGUUAUAUUAGAUCAUAUCAAUAAGAAAAGCAAAUGAGACCAAAUAACAGAAGACUCAGAAAUCAUGAGUGGAGGUGAACGGGAAUAACUUUACAUGCCAAAACAGCCAAACAAGAAAAAAACAUAUAAAGGUAUUGAUUGCAUUACCAAAGCGUAGUGUUUAUCUUGUAGCUAUUGGUCGAUCGAGUUGAUCGUAAGAGAUCAAGCAAGCUAAAGAGCCAACUCACAAAAUGAUGCCAAGAUCUUUCCAAAGGACUCAUGGCCAUGGCCGCCUUCUAGUUCUAAAUAAAAAACCUCAAACCUAAAUCGACACGAUCGACUUUACGUUGCCCUUUCCUUUUCUCCUCCCCACUCACUAAUUAGCAACGACUUCUUCCGGAGUGGCUUCUGUCUAAGAACCUUGCCCUAAUCUUAUUUUUAGUGACCCCAUUCACAUCAUUCUCACAUGUCAAUUACUAAUUCGUUCCAAGUUAUUGUCCAUGUUCAUCUCUCUCGCGGUCCCCCUCUCGAAGAAAGUCACAACUUUAGCCAUUAGUCACGAGAAAACGAAAGAAGGAACACGAUAUAUGUAAGCGAUGAGAUUUAGAAUCAAUAAAGACUAAGAAUAAAAUUAGAACGACUUUCAAGUAUCAAAACAUAGUUUCGAUGGAGAAAGGAUGAUCUCGACAUAUGUAUACACAUAUUUAUAUUGGUCAUUCCAUUGAAGUAUGAAAGAUUAACAUUUCGUCAGUAACUAUAUAUAUGUCGUUCAAACACUCUCUUUACUGUGAGAAUCAACACCCAAAUGAGAAAAUGUAAACGUAAUAUGAAGUUGCAAAGGUUGAAAGUUAAUGCAAUGAUAGAAGAAUGAAAGAAAUCAACGAUAUUAAAAGGGAGAGGAGAGGAUAUGGUCCCUUCUUUUUGUGGAUAGUUUCAUCAUAGUGGUACCACUAAAUAGUAAAUACUAGCUAAUUAAUACCAUGGAUAUUUUCUUCUUCUCUUUCACAUGCUCAUUCUUCAUAUUUUGAUGUGAUAUAUUUGGGGUUGAGAGGAAUAAUUGUAGUUUUAGUGAUUGAGAUUGGUUGAUUUUUUUGUAAUGUUCGGAAGAUGGGUCAUAUAAUAAAGUUAGCAAAGACUUAGUGAUUGGAUGAGGCAUUUUAGGUUUGAUUGUUUGUAUUGUUUCGAAGGUAGUAUGAGCAGUGGCUGACCGAGGAUUUUGGGAUAGGUGUGUCAGCUCAUAAAAAUAAGUUAAAAAAAUAAAAAUUAAUUAAAUAAAAAUUAUAUAAUAUUUUAUUCAUAUAUUUCACUAGAUUCAUUGUUUUUAAUUGUGAAUCAUGACGAGUUUUCAUAUUCUGAAAGAUUUCUUAAUGACAUUUGUCCAUUAGGUUGCAAUCAAACCUUUUUUUAUGUAAACAACUAAACAAUAUAAUAAAUUGGUCACUCACGCUCAACUGAUACCAAAAUAUCAUUCUUAAUUAUGCUCAAAUAUGAAAAAUGUCAUUUUGUAGUUGGCAGUUGCAAGAGGUAAGAUAAACACAAAUUUAAGAUGGAAAAGCUGGAAUGUGAAGCUGGAAAGGUGGCCACAAACUUCAAAAUGGAAGUUUGAAUGAGAAUGAGGAUGUCGCCGACGCUGACAAUUGUAGGGUAGCGACAAAUGUCAACGUGGAAAGCAAUAACUAAAUUAGAAAGUAAGUUGGAAAUUAACUUAAAGAAAAAUCUAUGGAAGAAGCUACGGGGAAAGACGACAUGUAAUUCAAUAUCUAAUUACUUGACUCAACCAGCUUAUUAAUCAAUUUAAUUCUCAUUCAAAUUACCAAGCUAGGUUAUCUCUAAGGUGAUAACUAUCUCUCUAAAUACUCACUACAUACUAAGUGAGCAAUUAAUUGCUUACUCUUGUACAACCAACUAAUUAACUACCUAGUCUAAAGUCCGAUAACUUCUAUAUUUACAUAUCUUAAUAAUAUUAUGACAACAAAAUUUUUGUAAUGUAACAAGAUGUGUUGGUUACAAUUAUUGAAGGUGUGUCGACGAGGUUCAGUAUUCAAAAUUUUUAAACCGGAAAAUAUGGGUUACUCACAAAAAUUUCGGACCAAAAUGUGUCGGGUGACACACCUACCUUACUACCUUAGUGGUGGGUCUGCCCUUGAGUGUGGGCAUGUAUGGAUACUUACUUUCAGAUCAUCUAAACACGCCGACGAUUGUAUUCACAUGAAAGAUUUUGUUAUUCUUAUUUCGGAGCCAACCUUUUUUGUACUUCGGUUAUUUUUUUUUUUAAAUUGUCACGAAUUGUGACCCGCCCUUUUGUUAAUACACAAUCAUGUAAGUUUUUCUUAUGUCGCGAAUUGCUAAUUCAUGUAACUAUGUAAGGCGUUGAUCGUCACCUAUGGCCAACACAAAUGAUCAUCUACUAGGCACGGGUAACGAUAGUGUCCAUGCAGCACAAUCAAUUUUGGGGAAGGGAACACAACGCACGGAAAAGAGAGAGCUUUCACGUUGUCCAGUCCACUACUCGAUCGCUUCUCACUUUGGGAACAUUAUUCAGAGGAAACCAGUUUGUUCUGUUCGUAAGAUUAAUCGCUCCAUCGUCUCGAUCAUUAUGGGGGUUCAACUUGUUAAUCAUUCGACUUGACGCUGUGCCCACAUAAUUAAGUGGUUCGUUAAUCAGUCCUAAUCAUGCUUAAAGCGCCUUGUUUGACUGAAAGAUGUACGUAUAACUUAAUGAAACUUGGCAGUUUGGCCUUGUUAUUAGAGUGUUGAUUCAUUGUGACUGAGACAAGUGUCAUAAACCAGUUGAUUAAUAUUGGAAGUCAUGAGAACUUGAACACGUGACCUCAAGGAAAUAACCAGCUCUGAUACCAUGUCAUAAACCAGUUGGUCCCAAUAAUUCGAGUUGUUGGGAGAAGGUUAUGUUGGAUUUUAUACAUGUCCGUGUAUGGUGCUUAACUACUUCCUUACAACAAUAACGAGAAAUGCAAAAAUCUGACACUCCCAUCGAUCAUCAACAAACCCAUCAAAAUUCUAUUUUUAGUAUUUUCUAAUGAUUUCAAGAUGAAUUUAUUGAUGGUAGAUUCACAUAAUCUUUCAAAUCAUGCUGGUGAGGACCUGCCCCCCAUAUAGUAACUUUAAACAAACAUGAUAAUUAGGCAUCAAUUAAUCAGGUAAUGCACGCUUCCGUGGACGGUCCGGCAUGCUCUAAUUGGGGGAGGGGGGAGUUAGUGUUAAUCCAAGCCCCAAAUCACACUUAAAUUUGACUUUUUUUUUGUAAUGUGGAUUAUCAGGUGAUUUGUCUCGUCGCAUUGGUUAAUUUCGUCCGACGUUAUUACUCACCUUUUUCUUCCUUAAAGUCCCCAAAAAGCCACCGAAUUGUCGGGUAAAAAAAAAAAAAAAACGAGCGAUAAAAAUCCUUUUUAGAAUAAAAGAAAUUUUAAAUUGCUGUUAUACAAUAUAGGGUGGUUUGGAAGUUGAAAAUUUUCAAAUGUGUAUUUGAUGAAUACAUGUAUUGUAAAUAUAAAGAUUGUAAAGAAUGUUUUGUAUUUUUUGUAACUAUUCAAAAUUUUUUAAAAAAAGAAAAAAUCACUUUAUGAGCUAAAAGUGCAACAAAUUAAAGCCCACAAUCUCAAAGGAAGAAUCUCACAUUUUUUGUUGAGAUUUAAAAGGCUUAAUACCCUAGUUUUGCCCGAAAUUUGGCGUAAGUGUCAUUUUUGGCCCGGAGUUUUCAAUAAGACAUUUAUGGCCAAUUUUUCAAAUUAAUAGACAAAUUUGGCCUGCUAUUUGAAUUGACCGUCAAAACUGACUAUUAACUAUUUUUUCCGUCAGUGAGUCAGCACGCUGUGCUGACUAGGCUUAUCCUUGUCACAUUUUUUCUUAAAUGAAAGAAAAUAUAAAUUCAAAUAAAAAAUAAAACUAAAAAGAUAGAAGGGAUGGGUCACGAGGGGGUCACGAGGACCACGGUCUCCUCCCCUUCCCCAUCGUUCACGCCUCCAUCCAUUCCCGACUCAGCGAGUCCGGCGAUUCUUCCGCCGGCAGUCCGUACUGCCUCCGCCACCUGUCUUCUUCGCCAACCUCACCGCCCGUCAUCUAUGCCUGCCCUCGCCUCGCCGUCGGCCAUCUCCGCCAGCCCUCGCCUCGCCGCCCUUGCCAGAUAAUCAGCCUAUGAUUUUCGAUUCAUUAACAGCUAGAGCAGAACCAGAACCGGUGAAUUCGGUCUCCCUUAAAUCAGCGUUGGGUUUCCCAUUUUUGACUCCACUGGAGAAAAAAGGCGACGUGAACUGGAAGGGAAGAUUCAGUUACAAAAGUGAUAAAAUUGAAGAAUAGGUAGGGGAGAAGGGCUUCCUUCUAGAUCGAAGUCCAUAUCUAAAAUGAAAGGUCGAGCUCGGUGGCGGCGCGAACUCUCGGUAGGCGAAUCAGAUGGGAAAGCUGCGGCGGCGGAGUCUAUGCUCGUGGAAUCGAUUAGUGAAUUGGAGAAAAUGAGCGAUUUUGAUUUGGAGUUCAAGGAUGGGUUUUUGGCCAUAGUGGGGUGAUGCCAUGAAGGGUUUUUGGGAUCGGUGGAGGAAGCUAGAACAAGUUGAGCAGGGAAGAAGACGAGGCGUUUGCCGGCGACGGCUCGAAGAACGGAGGGAGAUUGGAGGGGCAGACGAUUCCACUCUAGGCAGAGGGAUUUCGAGAUCCAUUACCCACCGCCCGCCGCCGCCACAUAGGACUCCAAACAAGUACUUGCCCCACCACCACAACAUCUUCCAUUGUCGAUUGAGGACGCUGUGGUGUGUUCUCCGGCGACCUUGACACAUCAGAGAGAGGCGGCAGAGUGGACGGAGGAGGGAGACGGUAGGUCGUGAAUUUUUGUCCAGGGGAAGGGUGGGGAAAGGGUUUGGAAGGAUUUAUUCAUUUCAAAUUUUAGAUUUUCUUGUUUUUCUAGGAUUUUUUUAUUCUAAAUAAAUGAUGUGGCAGUCACUUCAGAGACACCUCAACAUUUUUUAUGUUGAGUCAUAAACGGGAUAAGUUUUGAUCGUCUGUUUUAACAGUCAAAAUAAAUUUUAGGCCAAAUCUGUCCAAUAUUUUGAAAAGUUGGCCAUAACUGUCUUAUUGAAAAGUUGGGGCCAAAAUCAUCACUAUCGCCAAACUUCGGGCCAAAAUGGGGUAUUAAGGGCUCGUUUGGAAGUUGGGAUUUCAGAUGAUGUAUUUAGCCAAUACAUGCAAUCAGAAGAAUUCAUCGUUUUUUUUGGCUUAAAAUGAAACAUAAUACUUGUAUUUGAACAGCAGAUGGGUCCACCAGAAUCAUUCAUUAUGAAUGAUUGUCAAUCUCAACUUUUAGUAGAGAUUGUGUUUGAGGGAUUGUUGUCUUACUUUUUGUUCCUUAUUCUUUGAGGGACCACCAAAAUCAUUCAAUCUCCAAACAAUGUAUUUUUCAAAUUCAUACAUUGAGACAAUGCAUCUAAUUAUAAUACAAUGCAUCUAAUUAUAAUUCAUAAGUCGAUUUAAAAUGAGUGAUUGUGGGUGCUAUGAGAUUUGAGGGUCCACCUCAAAUGCAUAUAUUGAAUAAAGUUUUGAAACAAAA